Molecule: messenger RNA, 3129 nt
Organism: Talaromyces proteolyticus
Lineage: Eukaryota; Fungi; Ascomycota; Eurotiomycetes; Eurotiales; Trichocomaceae
Product: armadillo-type protein
Exons: 9
Coding region: 1-3129 (1042 amino acids)
Biological process (GO): protein import into nucleus
Cellular component (GO): nuclear envelope; cytosol
Molecular function (GO): small GTPase binding
Source: RefSeq, a predicted model, not a curated record
AUGGAUGUGAAUGCUCUCCGGGAUCGUAUCCAGGCCACUCUCGAUGCCAAUGCGGACAAUCGACGACAGGCCGAGUUGGACCUCAAAUAUGCCGAGACUCAACCAGGCUUCAUCAACGCUCUCUUAGAUAUUCUGCAGGCCGAGCAGAAUAACGCCGUUCAGCUGUCUGCUGUCGUGUACCUGAAAAACCGAAUCAACCGCGGCUGGGCUCCUCCUGAGGACAGCACCAGCCCUCACAAACCCAUCGCCGAUGAAGAGCGCCCGGCUCUUCGCGAUCGAUUGAUUCCGAUUCUCGCGGCGACGCCGGCAAAUGUGCGCGCCCAGAUUAUCCCAAUCGUCACGAAGAUCCUCUCAUAUGAUUUUCCUGAAAAAUGGCCCGGGUUUAUGGCCAUCACACUGCAGCUACUCAACGCCAACGACGCAAACUCCGUUUUCGCUGGACUCCAAUGCUUGCUGGCAAUCUGCAAGGUGUACCGGUUCAAGAAUAAUGAGAAUCGAGCCGACUUUGAUAAAAUCGUUGAGCACUGCUUCCCGCAGUUGCUCAACAUUGGAAGCAAGCUGGUGAAUGAGGAGAGCUUGGAGGCUGCAGAAAUGCUGCAUACAGUGGUGAAGGCUUAUAAACAUGCUAUCUAUUUUGAUCUGCCGCCGUAUCUUAGAACCCACCAGGCAACCGUUGACUGGUGUACCUUAUUUUUGGGAAUUGUUGCAAAGGCCCCCCCAGCUGUUUCUAUGCCCGAAGAUGUGGACGAGAGGGAGAGUAAUCACUGGUGGAAGUGCAAAAAAUGGGCUUACGCAAACUUGAAUCGGCUUUUCAUUAGAUAUGGAAACCCAACCACGAUUACGAAGAAUACGUCUACCGAUGCAGUCACACACGCAAAAUCGUUUAUUACCACCUUUACUCCGGAAAUCUUGAAAGGCUAUCUUCAGGAAGUUGAGAAGUGGAUCAAAGGCCAGUGGCUCAGUAAACCUGUACUUUCUUAUACUUUGAUCUUCCUCGAGGAGUGCGUGAAGCCCAAGUCGACAUGGGAACACCUGAAGCCUCAUAUGGAUACCCUCAUCGCACACCUGGUCUUCCCUCUACUAUGUCAAUCAGAUGAGGACCUCGAACUGUUUGAAACCGAUCCUCCGGAAUACCUUCACCGAAAACUGAACUAUUACGAAGAGAUCUCAGCGCCUGACGUUGCAGCAACCAACUUUUUGCUUUCACUCACCAAAAGCCGGAAGAAGCAAACGUUUAACAUCCUGCAAUUCGUUAAUGGUGUUGUCAGCAAAUACGAAUCCGCACCUGAUGACCAGAAACUCCCUAGAGAGAAAGAAGGUGCCCUGCGCAUGAUUGGGUCUCUCGCCACGGUGAUUUUAGGCAAGAAAAGCCCCAUUGCUGAUCAAGUUGAAUACUUCUUUGUCCGCCACGUAUUCCCUGAAUUCCGCAGUCCCCAUGGCUUUCUCCGAGCCCGCGCCUGUGAUACACUCGAGAAAUUCGAGCAACUCGAUUUCAAAGACCCUGAAAACUUGAUGAUUAUCUACCGUAACAUAUUACAGUCGAUGGCAGACGAGGAUCUACCUGUCCGCGUCGAGGCUGCUCUCGCUUUACAGCCUCUUAUUCGACACGAAGUGAUUCGCACUUCAAUGCAACAAAACAUCCCUCAGAUCAUGCAGCAAUUGCUCAAACUGGCCAACGAAGUUGACGUUGAUGCAUUGUCCAAUGUUAUGGAAGAUUUUGUCGAGGUGUUCUCUGCUGAAUUGACUCCAUUCGCGGUUGCGCUGAGUGAGCAGUUGCGUGAUACAUAUAUGCGUAUCGUCCAGGAGCUUCUAGAACGUCAAGCCUCCAAGGGCGAGGAUGAAACAUAUGGAGACUUCCUUGACGACAAGAGCAUUACGGCCCUGGGUGUUUUGCAGACCAUCGGAACCCUAAUUCUCACUUUGGAGAGCACUCCGGAUGUUCUACUGCAUCUUGAGACGAUUUUGAUGCCUGUUAUUACUAUUACUCUGGAAAACAAACUCUACGAUUUAUAUAAUGAGAUUUUCGAAAUUAUUGACAGCUGCACAUUCUCUGCUAAGUCUAUCUCACCCACUAUGUGGCAAGCCUUUGAGAUGAUUCACAAGACUUUCAAAGCUGGCGCCGAGUUGUAUCUAGAGGACAUGUUACCUGCUUUGGACAACUUCGUUUCAUACGGUACAGAUAUGCUUAUUCAAAAUCCUGCAUAUCUUGGAGCUAUUGUGAGCAUGGUGGAAGAUAUCUUCCACGACGAGAAAGUCGGAGGAGUUGAUAGAAUUUGCGGAUGCAAGCUUGCCGAGGCUUUGAUGUUGAACCUCCGCGGAUACGUCGACCAAUACGUCCCCAUCUUUAUUGAGCUUGCCAUGAAGGUGAUCAACAGUGGCGAUGCCAAGACGAAGUCAUACCGCGUUCACCUGAUGGAAAUGGUUGUCAACGCCAUCUACUACAACCCAGCGCUGUCUCUACAAGUCCUCGAGGCUAAGGGCUGGACGAAUAAAUUCUUCAGCGCCUGGUUCUCCAACAUUGAUAAUUUCCGCCGUGUUCACGAUAAGAAGUUGUCCAUUGCGGCUAUCAGUUCUCUCCUGACGCUGAAAGCCGGUGAUGUGCCAGCAAGUAUCCAACAGGGCUGGCCACGGUUACUGCAAGGCGUUACUCGGCUCUUCCAGACCCUUCCAGCCGCACUCAAGCACCGCGAAGAAGCUACUCGGGAGUCGGAUUAUACUUAUGACGAUGAGGACGAGGACGAAUUAGAUGGUGAGACUGAGUGGGACGGCGAGGUGGAAUGGAACGACCAGGAUGAAGCCGAAGGAACUGGAGACGACGAUGUGGCUGAUGAAAAUACUGCUUAUCUCGACUUCCUUAGCCAAGAGGCACAAAAAUUCAGCUCCUUUGCGGACGACGAUGACGAGCUGGAUGAGGAGAGUCUGCUUGAAACGCCUCUUGACAAAGUCGAACCAUACAGUCUAUUUAAGAAUGUCAUGCUCGGAUUACAACAAGAGCAACCACAGCUAUACGAGAGUUUAACCAAGAUCUUAACUUCUGAAGAGCAGCAAGUUAUACAAUCAGCAUUCCAAGAAGCUGAUAAAGCUAGCGCUGCUAUGGCUGUGAGUUUGGAGAAUGGUGGUGGUAAUUAA